AUGAAAUAUUCCAUGAGAAAAAUUGAAUCAGACCAAAUGGAUCGCAUUGCUCUUUACACACUUUUAUUAACUUUUUCAUUGAGUUUGAUAGUUUUUCCGUUAUAUCGAAACUUUUUAAUUCCUGCUGAUCUCUACACACAUUUUCCUGCAAUUAUUCAUCCUUAUCGAGAAUAUUAUUCCUUAACAAGAAACGUAAACAAAUUGACACAAGGAAUCGAAGAUUCAGAAGCUACAUACGAUUUACCAACAUCUGGCCAACUUUUCUGCUUUGUUGAGACUUCCAAAAAGUAUUUCAAUGAUCGAGUGCCUUCUAUGGCGUCUACGUGGUUACCUAGAUGUGACAAUGGACGGUUCUUUCUAAAAACACCCCUGGUUGAUGAAAAAAUUCCGUUUUCCACAGUUUAUCGAAACUUAGAAGAUUCCUACUACGAUCUCUUCAGAAAAACUCUUCUCAGUUUUUAUUACUCGUAUACCUACAUUUCGAAAGAUUUUGAUUGGUAUUUGAAAGCAGAUGAUGAUAAUUAUUUUAUGAUCGAUCAUCUUAAAGAGUAUCUAGAUACACUCGAUGCUUCGAAACCACUGUUUCUGGGAUACAGAAUGAAACCUUUUCUGGAAGGGGGAUAUAAUUCAGGUGGUGCGGGAUACCUGUUAUCAAAUGCUGCAGUUCGGAUCUUUGUGGAACAUCUUUAUCAUGAUGAGAAACGAUGUCCUUAUGAUUGGGCCGAAGAUCGAGGAAUAGCGAGAUGCUUGGCUUCAAUGGGAAUUUUGCCUUCUGAUACAAGGGACAAUGAUGGUAGCUGUAGAUUUCUACCGUUCCGUCCAAGUGAGAUGCCCGGAAUUCCUGAAGCCUACCAUUAUUAUCCGUUAAAGAAUGGCUCUUUUGUAUCCGAAAAGUUCAUCUCACUUCAUCGAAUUUCGCCUCGGAAAAUGAUAUUUCUAGACAGCAUUCUCUACCCAAGCUCAGAGAGGCGCUUAUUCACUCCAGAAUUCUUCGAUAUUUUCUGA
Caenorhabditis elegans is the source of this 1005-nucleotide messenger RNA. RefSeq names its product N-acetylgalactosaminide beta-1,3-galactosyltransferase (gene C02H6.1). Gene Ontology annotation, cellular component: membrane. The transcript has 5 exons. The coding region runs from base 1 to 1005 and encodes 334 amino acids. Lineage: Eukaryota; Metazoa; Nematoda; Chromadorea; Rhabditida; Rhabditidae. The record is from RefSeq and is marked reviewed. Gene Ontology annotation, molecular function: N-acetylgalactosaminide beta-1,3-galactosyltransferase activity; glycosyltransferase activity.